Aspergillus campestris IBT 28561 is the source of this 1708-nucleotide messenger RNA. RefSeq names its product putative glucosamine-6-phosphate deaminase. The transcript is spliced from 4 exons. Gene Ontology annotation, biological process: N-acetylglucosamine catabolic process; carbohydrate metabolic process; N-acetylneuraminate catabolic process. Gene Ontology annotation, molecular function: identical protein binding; glucosamine-6-phosphate deaminase activity. The record is from RefSeq and is a predicted model, not a curated record. Gene Ontology annotation, cellular component: cytoplasm. NCBI's taxonomy places the organism in Eukaryota, Fungi, Ascomycota, Eurotiomycetes, Eurotiales, Aspergillaceae. The coding region runs from base 371 to 1438 and encodes 355 amino acids.
CACUCUCCACAGCUGAUCCAGAAUCGAUUCCUACCACGAUUGAGCAGAAGAGUAGAUAUGUAACAAACCCCCGGCCGAUGGGACCGCAUCCGGCAUUUUUUCUAUUCACCUUUAAUCGUCCCCAAUUUCAGUCUGCCCCCAGCUUCUUCCUUCUCUGUCUCCUUUCUUGUGCUGUACCAGAACACGGCACCAUCGACAGACUAUUGCGAUAUCUGUCUUACCUUCCUGCUUCUUUCGUCCCUCGCGUGUGUUAGACAUCUGUCUAUAGGGUCUCGAGUGUUCCAGACCUGUCUUGCUUGACACCCUCCUCAUACUCGCUAGCCGCAGGGGUGCGCUACCAGUGACGUAGUUUCGUCCUCCAUCAGCCAACAUGCGGGUCAUCAUUCGGGAAAAUGCCUGGGAUGUGUCGGAAUAUAUUGCCGACUAUAUCAUCAGUCGCAUUAAAUCGUUCAUGCCGACAGAGGACCAGCCGUUUGUGCUCGGUCUCCCUACUGGCAGCAGCCCUGAGCUCAUCUACAAGUCUCUGGUGCGACGUCAUCGGGCUGGUGACAUUUCCUUCAAGAAUGUCGUAACCUUCAACAUGGAUGAAUAUGUCGGUCUGCCCCGUGACCAUCCCGAGUCGUACCACAGCUUCAUGUACAAGAAGUUCUUCUCGCAUGUCGACAUCCCGCCCCAGAACAUCAAUAUCCUCAACGGGAACGCCCCAGACCUCGGCGCCGAGUGCGCGUCUUUCGAGGCGCGCAUCGCUCGCUACGGAGGAAUCGAGCUGUUCCUCGGCGGAGUCGGUCCCGACGGCCACAUCGCAUUCAACGAGCCCGGGUCCUCCCUGAGCAGCCGCACUCGCGUCAAAACCCUGGCCUACGACACCAUCCUCGCAAACUCCCGCUUCUUCGACAACGACAUCGACAAGGUCCCCCGGCGGGCCCUGACAGUCGGUAUCCAGACGAUCAUGGAAGCGCGCGAAGUCGUCAUCGUCGCCACAGGCGCCCACAAGGCCUCCGCGCUGGAGAAAGGCCUCGAAGGCGGCGUGAACCACAUGUGGACGCUCUCCGCGCUGCAGCUGCACCAGCACCCGCUCAUCGUCUGCGACCGCGACGCGACCCUCGAACUCAAGGUCAAAACCGUCCGCUACUUCGAGUCGAUCGAACAGUCCGGCACAGACGCGCGGACUCAGGGCCCGCCGCUCGUCUCUCGCCCCAGAACGUACAUCCCUUCUCCAGUGGGAGUCCGACAACAGCUUACCCCGACGGGGACACCGACGAAGAUCCCCAAGGACCUGCGGAUCAACACGCAGCUGAACCAGACUAUGGAGGACGACGAGUUGACUCCUGAUAGCAUGUCCUCCCGGAUGGUCGAUUCGGCGAUUAGUGGGCUGGACACGGCUAUGAAGGGUGAUCUUAUGCUUGAUCGGAUGGGUGCUCGGGUUGUUUCUCAUUAAGCGGAUUUCUUUUCGUUUGUUCUGUUUUUAUUUCACCUCAUAUUGUGUUCUGUCUGUUUUGGGUAUCUACUGGUAUAUUCCCUGGUUUUAUCGGGUGUCUUUUUCUCGCACUACAUAGAUGGCGAGUUUGGUUGAUAUUUUGAUUAGCAUGUUCUGUCUUUUUCUUGUCUUUUUCUUGUCUUUUUCUUGUCUUUUUUUUUUUUCUGUUUUGCAUGACGAAAUAGCAGGAUGGAAAAUCAAAUAUGGAAAUGAUGGCAUGAUCUGAAACAA